Messenger RNA from Nakaseomyces glabratus, 1383 nucleotides. It is a transcript of the gene NUF2, whose product is annotated as kinetochore-associated Ndc80 complex subunit NUF2. The record is from RefSeq and is a predicted model, not a curated record. NCBI's taxonomy places the organism in Eukaryota, Fungi, Ascomycota, Saccharomycetes, Saccharomycetales, Saccharomycetaceae. Gene Ontology annotation, cellular component: Ndc80 complex; kinetochore.
AUGGCAACUCCUACGCAAGAUAUAUUUCCCCUUCUAGACUUAGAAGAGCUGGUGAUAUGCUUACAGAGCUGUGAUUUUGCAAUGGCUACUGAAGAGCACAUUGCUAGGCCCACCUCUCAAUAUGUGAUUACUCUAUACAAACAGAUUAUCGAAAACUUUAUGGGAAUAUCUCCAGAGCAAGUCCUAGCAGAACAGCUCUCUUCUCGACAAAAUACAGAAGGAAAUGACGAGUCCACGUCGGUGGAUAUGUUUGAUGGGCCUUACAGAGAGACUUUACAGAUGUUGACAUUAAAUAAAAUAUGUUACAAAUUCUUUGAGAACGUUGGCAUCAAUGAUUUUAACAUCGUGGAUCUCUAUAAGCCAGAGGCUUAUCGAACUAGAAGGCUUUUGAGUGCAGUUGUAAACUAUGCAAGAUUUAGGGAGGAGAGGAUGUUUGAUUGUAAUCAGUUCAUAAUACAAAUGGAAGAAAUGCUAGACGAGUUAAAAUCGAAAUUUGACGAUUUCAAUUAUUUGAAAGCACAAUUAACAGCAAUUGAGGAUGAUGAUGAGAAAACUCCAGGUGAAUUAGAAGAUCUACUACAAAAAAACAAAGUUCUGGAAACUAACCUUAAAAAGCUUACAAUACUUCAGGAAAAGCUAUCCAUUGAUUACAAUAAUUACAAGAUGAAAAAGCAGGAACUCCUUCGGGAACUAGAAAAGAAUAGUUUCACACUAAUAGAAUUGGAAUCCAAAAAAGAACGCCUUAUGAAUUAUAAUGAUGAUGACCAAGAUCUACAGAACUCUUUAAAUAACUCUAUUGACAGAUUAACAGAGGAGAAGAAGAAACAGAUUGGGUACGUGUCAAAAUUAGAAGGUAAUGUAUCUAAUUUGAAGGUCACUGUUGAUACACUUGAGAAAGCCAUUGAACAUAUUUAUGAUAUACUACGUUUACUAUCAACGGACUUGCAGGAGUCACACAGGGCAGAAUUGAAUAUAGAAGGAAUUAAGGGACCACUUACAGAGAAGAGGACACGCUUAAAGAAUCUGCUCGAAUCGAAUGUAAUAUAUAAAUAUGAUGUUUUGAAGGAACAAUUAAAUGUGGCAGAAACAGAAUAUCAAAGAAUAAAUGAGGAACAUUAUAGGGAAACUUUGGAAAAUAAAAAGCUAAUACAGGAGUUGGAAGGAAAGUAUAAUAACAUUAUCCACAAUAAAAUGCAAGAGGCGGAAGUAUAUAUAGAGAAUGAAAUUACAGAAAAAAAGAUAAAGAUACUUCAAAGCGAACUAAAUGACAUCCAAAUACAAUUUAAUAAUGAAAUUGAUAAUAUAGAAUUACAUUAUUCCACUUUGGUUGGCCAUAUAAACAAUUAUAUGAAGAAACUAAUAACUGCAUUGAAUAAUCACUGA